Molecule: messenger RNA, 2108 nt
Organism: Medicago truncatula (barrel medic)
Lineage: Eukaryota; Viridiplantae; Streptophyta; Magnoliopsida; Fabales; Fabaceae
Product: pectinesterase
Exons: 3
Coding region: 63-1832 (589 amino acids)
Biological process (GO): cell wall modification
Molecular function (GO): enzyme inhibitor activity; pectinesterase activity
Source: RefSeq, a predicted model, not a curated record
CACACCUUUCUCUCCUCCUCCUCCAUCUUCUUCUCUUCAACACAUUUUCUUUCAAACCAAUCAUGAACAAAAUAAAACAAUCCCUCGCCGGAAUCUCGAAUUCCGGCAACAAGAAAAAACUCCUCAUCUCCCUCUUUACAACCCUUCUCAUUGUAGCUUCCAUAGUAGCCAUUGUUGCAACAACAACCAAAAACUCCAACAAAAGCAAAAACAACAGCAUUGCUUCAUCUUCUCUUUCACUCUCUCACCAUUCUCACGCCAUACUCAAAUCCGCUUGCACCACCACUCUCUACCCUGAACUAUGUUUCUCAGCCAUUUCCUCCGAACCAAACAUAACUCAUAAAAUCACCAACCACAAAGAUGUGAUUUCAUUGUCUCUAAACAUCACAACUAGAGCAGUUGAACAUAAUUACUUCACCGUCGAAAAACUUCUUUUGCGAAAAAGUCUUACUAAAAGAGAGAAAAUUGCUCUUCAUGAUUGUUUGGAAACCAUUGAUGAAACACUAGAUGAGCUCAAAGAAGCACAAAAUGAUCUUGUACUAUACCCGAGUAAAAAGACACUUUAUCAACAUGCUGAUGAUCUUAAAACACUCAUAAGUUCCGCCAUAACCAAUCAGGUAACUUGUUUGGAUGGAUUCUCUCACGACGACGCCGAUAAGGAAGUGAGGAAGGUCCUACAAGAAGGCCAAAUUCACGUGGAGCACAUGUGUAGUAAUGCAUUAGCCAUGACUAAGAACAUGACAGACAAAGACAUAGCGGAAUUUGAACAAACCAAUAUGGUGUUGGGAAGUAACAAAAAUAGAAAAUUAUUGGAGGAGGAAAAUGGGGUGGGUUGGCCGGAGUGGAUAUCGGCCGGGGACAGAAGAUUACUUCAAGGAUCGACCGUAAAGGCGGACGUGGUGGUGGCGGCAGACGGUAGUGGGAACUUUAAGACAGUGUCUGAGGCUGUGGCUGCUGCUCCUUUGAAGAGUAGCAAGAGAUAUGUUAUUAAGAUAAAAGCUGGGGUGUAUAAAGAAAAUGUGGAGGUGCCAAAGAAGAAAACUAAUAUAAUGUUUUUGGGAGAUGGUAGAACUAAUACUAUUAUUACUGGUAGUAGAAAUGUUGUUGAUGGAAGCACCACUUUUCAUUCAGCCACCGUCGCCAUAGUGGGAGGAAACUUUUUAGCACGAGAUAUAACUUUCCAAAACACAGCAGGACCCGCAAAGCACCAAGCAGUGGCCCUAAGAGUUGGUGCUGACCUAUCAGCAUUCUACAAUUGUGACAUCAUAGCAUACCAAGACACACUAUAUGUUCACAACAAUAGACAAUUCUUUGUAAAUUGUUUCAUUUCAGGAACAGUUGAUUUCAUCUUUGGUAAUUCAGCUGUUGUGUUCCAAAAUUGUGACAUACAUGCUAGAAGACCUAAUUCAGGACAAAAAAAUAUGGUCACAGCACAAGGUAGGGUUGAUCCUAAUCAAAACACUGGAAUUGUGAUACAAAAAUGUAGAAUUGGUGCAACUAAAGAUUUGGAGGGUGUGAAGGGAAAUUUUCCUACAUAUCUUGGUAGACCUUGGAAGGAAUAUUCAAGAACAGUUUUCAUGCAAAGUAGUAUUAGUGAUGUUAUUGAUCCUGUUGGAUGGCAUGAGUGGAAUGGUAACUUUGCAUUGAAUACUUUGGUUUAUAGGGAAUAUCAAAAUACUGGUCCUGGUGCUGGAACUUCUAAGAGGGUUACUUGGAAAGGGUUUAAGGUCAUUACUAGUGCUGCUGAGGCACAAAGUUUUACUCCUGGAAAUUUUAUUGGUGGGUCUAGUUGGUUGGGUUCAACUGGGUUUCCUUUCUCUCUUGGGUUGUAAAUUGGGUUUUUAUUUUGAACCCUUAUUUUUAUUUUUAAUUGGCAUUAUCUAUGAAAUGGCAAAGAGUAACACAGUUAAUAAAAUAAAAGUAAAAAUAUAUAGAAAGAGAGGGAGCAGAAAAUGGAUACCAAGAGAGAGAGAGAUCAUUCCUCAAGAUGAAUAUUUCUUUUAGUUGUAUUGGUUGGAUUUGGGUUAAACGCCAUGCUCUAUAUGUGGCUUUAUUUAUUGUGAUAUAUUGCCAUUGUUUAAAUAAUAAUAAUAAUUAAUGUAUUUUUA